Camellia sinensis is the source of this 489-nucleotide messenger RNA. The record is from RefSeq and is a predicted model, not a curated record. Lineage: Eukaryota; Viridiplantae; Streptophyta; Magnoliopsida; Ericales; Theaceae.
AUGGUGGGAGAGUACAGUAGGUUUGGUAUGAAUUUUGGGGAAUCUCUGAAGGUACCCUUCAGAGUCAACGAUGUCCUUCCAGUUCUUCCUCGGCAGAUUUCGUGGCCUGUGCUCAACAAUCUCCACAGCGCCGUUGACUUGUUGCCGUCGUUCGUCGGAUCGGUCUCCCUUACCAAGGGGUCGAUUGAGUGCAAAGGGGCUUGCUUUUUCGAUAACGAAGCUCGGCUUGAGUUCACCGGCAGUGAUCGGGGUUUGGGCGGCGGUGUUCUUCACCUCAAGACUUCUGCAGCUCACAGCUGGACCUGUAUGGAUCUGUAUGUUUUUGCAACACCUUAUAGGAUUACCUGGGAUUAUUAUUUCUCUGCCCGAGACCAUACUUUGAAAUUUGAAUCUUGGGAGAAAGAAGCAGAGCUGGAAUAUGUAUUAUUGUGUUCAUCCUUUUUCUUUUUAUUCUUCUAUAGAAAUCUGUUAUAAAAGGUUGACUAUCUG